Molecule: messenger RNA, 1093 nt
Organism: Phragmites australis (common reed)
Lineage: Eukaryota; Viridiplantae; Streptophyta; Magnoliopsida; Poales; Poaceae
Exons: 1
Coding region: 103-555 (150 amino acids)
Source: RefSeq, a predicted model, not a curated record
CAUUUAUUUGAACCACCCUCCCUCAAAAGCGUUCUGUACACCCCUCUCCCGUUUCCUCUGCCUCGUGUCGUCGUCGUCCUCCUCCUUCUCCCCUCGCCGGCCAUGACGAACGCCGGCUCCCCAGUCGGACGCGCCCGCGCCCGCGCCGGCAGGAGGUGCGGCGCCCUCACGCGCGUCGACCUCCUGACCUUCCUAUUCGCCGCGGCGCUCUGCUCCGCGUCGUACUGUCUCGCGAUAUGGCACAACGGCCGCGGCGCCGCGGACAGCCGCGUUCUCGGUCCCGGCGCGGUCGUAGCCGACGCCACGUCCUGCGGGCGCGACGCCCGCGCCGAGGACGAGCCGCUCGACUUCGAGGCGCACCACACCGCCGAGGGGGCCCGGCUCUCCGUGUCGUCAGCAACGGCGACCACAAGCACGCGGCGGGCAUUGCGCGGCGCGGUGUGGGCGGGGAACCCGGCCCGUGGCGCCGCGGAGGCUGCUGCCGGCGAGAGGUGGGCGGCUCGCGUCGACGGCGACAGUCUCCGGUUCACGGACGCCGGCGCCGUCCGCGCGUAGGUAUGGACACCGCGUUCCGGGCCUGCGUCCCGGCCUCCGUGCGCGCCGCUCUCGACGUCGGAGCCGUGGUGCGUGGUGAGUUCGCGGGUCUCGGCCGUCAAUCCCAGUGCAUGGCGUUUGUUCCGGUUGGGUGCAGUUUUAUCUUUUAGCCCUUUUCCGUUUCUUUCUGCGAGUAAAAAAGAUGUGAAGCAUCGAUGUGAAAAAUACCUUUGAUGUGAUAGGGACUUUUUGGAGUAUGUUUGAUCCAAUCGAGUAGUGUUUCCAAUUUUUUCCUCAUCAUCUAGUGUGAUGCGUAUGUUCGGACGGCGGGUUCUUACUUUAGUGGCGACGACAACCGAUGACCUCGUCACCAAGAAGACUUCAUAGUUGAGUUGACAUUUUCGUUGGGCCACAUGGAAAAUAUAUCAGCACCAAAACCACAACGAUUUGCAGUGGCUUGCACAUCGAUAUGUCGUCUAUUACAUAUAUUAAAAGGCAAAGCAUGAGAGCAAUUCUGGUGGUUGAGUACCGUAGCUACAAAGGCGAAGAAUUGGAGCAA